Messenger RNA from Monodelphis domestica (gray short-tailed opossum), 994 nucleotides. Its product is annotated as histone H3. NCBI's taxonomy places the organism in Eukaryota, Metazoa, Chordata, Mammalia, Didelphimorphia, Didelphidae. Gene Ontology annotation, cellular component: nucleosome. The record is from RefSeq and is a predicted model, not a curated record. Gene Ontology annotation, molecular function: DNA binding; protein heterodimerization activity; structural constituent of chromatin.
GGAGUCUGCGCUGCGACCAAUCGCGGCGCAGCGCGGGAGUUUCAAACUCCCUGAGCCCAAUCAGGGUGCUGCUGCGUCUAUAAAGGCAACCGGCGCGCGUCCCCUUCUCAGUCGUCUCUCGGCACAGGAGAAGCUCUCCACUUGCUCUCUUACCAUGGCCCGUACCAAGCAGACCGCCCGUAAGUCCACCGGUGGCAAGGCUCCCCGCAAGCAGCUGGCCACCAAGGCCGCCCGCAAGAGCGCGCCGGCCACCGGCGGCGUAAAGAAGCCUCACCGCUACCGGCCCGGCACCGUGGCCCUGCGGGAAAUCCGUCGCUACCAGAAGUCGACGGAGCUGCUGAUCCGCAAGCUGCCCUUCCAGCGACUGGUGCGAGAAAUCGCCCAGGACUUCAAGACCGACCUUCGCUUCCAGAGCUCUGCCGUCAUGGCUCUGCAGGAGGCCAGCGAGGCGUACCUGGUGGGGCUGUUUGAGGACACGAACUUGUGUGCCAUUCACGCCAAGAGAGUGACCAUCAUGCCCAAGGAUAUUCAGCUGGCCCGCCGCAUCCGCGGUGAGAGGGCGUAAGGCGCUGCUUUUCCUUUGCGGAAAGCCCACACCCCAAAGGCUCUUUUCAGAGCCACCCAUCUUCUCACGAGAGUAGCUGUGACCGCGUUACACUGACUCCCGGCCCGACUUUGCCCCUUGUCCCGCGUCCCUCUUCUGUCGUUCUGCUCGUCCUCAAUGUGCGCAGGGACGUAAAGGCGUAGUUAAGGGACAAAGCCUUAACCUCUUCCCCCCCCCCCUCCCAAAUCGCUCCCAAUUGGUUCUAUUUCGUCUCCUUGUCCCCUGCAGCGCGGGCAGCCCGCUCUUUCCUAAAUAGAUAUUCUAUAUUGUGCGUGUAUGCCCAAGAGAGCGUCUCCUAGUCAUGAAAGGCAGUUUGACCAGAUGCUUGUGACUGCCUUCCUUUCUAAAUCCUCACCUAUCUUGCCUUUUUGUCAUGCCAAGUCUUAGUCC